This is a messenger RNA of Penicillium chermesinum, 1560 nucleotides long. Its product is annotated as sugar transporter family protein. Gene Ontology annotation, cellular component: plasma membrane. The record is from RefSeq and is a predicted model, not a curated record. NCBI's taxonomy places the organism in Eukaryota, Fungi, Ascomycota, Eurotiomycetes, Eurotiales, Aspergillaceae. Gene Ontology annotation, molecular function: secondary active monocarboxylate transmembrane transporter activity. The coding region runs from base 1 to 1560 and encodes 519 amino acids. Gene Ontology annotation, biological process: plasma membrane lactate transport. The transcript is spliced from 3 exons.
AUGGCAACCUCCUACCCUGAGCAGGUGUCGCCGGACAAUGAGAAGAAUAUGAGUAUUGGACGCUAUAUCGUCACCCGUAUUCCGACGCUGGUUCCGCCGAUGAACCCUGCUCCAAACCCGUUCAAAGCUCUUACACUUCUCAAUCGCCAGCAAUGGCUGUUUUUCUCGGUGCGUUGGGAUCUCCCCCCCACCUCGUUAACCCCGAAACCUGGUGGGGUUGCAUCUGCGAUCGAUUUCCCUGCAGGGUACCCGGGGGGGGUCGCAUUUAUUGGCUGGACAUGGGAUGCCUUCGAUUUCUUCUCCGUGUCCUUGACCACCACUCAGCUCGCUAAGACAUUUGACAAAUCCGUCACCGACAUUACAUGGGGUAUCACCCUGGUGCUCAUGCUGCGAUCUGUGGGCGCGGUCACCUUCGGUAUCGCGGCCGAUCGCUGGGGUCGUAAGUGGCCCUUCGUGGUGAAUCAGCUGCUCUUCGUGGUGCUGGAGCUGGGCGCGGGUUUCUGUCAGACGUACAAGCAGUUUUUGGCUUGUCGUGCCCUGUUCGGAAUUGCGAUGGGCGGAUUGUACGGUAAUGCAGCUGCCACAGCUUUGGAAGAUUGCCCGCCAGAAGCCCGUGGUAUCGUAUCCGGUUUGUUGCAGCAAGGUUAUGCGUUUGGAUACUUGCUAGCGACUGCUUUCGCUCGUGCCCUGGUGGACACUACUCCGCACGGCUGGCGACCGCUGUACUGGUUCGGUGCUUGCCCUCCAGUCUUGAUCAUUGCGUUCCGUCUCUGUCUGCCUGAGACGGAGACCUUCCGCCGACGUCAAGAGACCCGUGAAUCUGUCACUGGGGGUGUGGCGAAGUCCUUCAUGGCAGAAGGCAAGAUCGCACUCAAGCGUCACUGGUUGAUCCUGAUCUAUCUGGUUCUGCUGAUGGCAGGCUUCAACUUCAUGUCCCACGGAUCGCAAGAUCUCUACCCGACGAUGUUAAAGAGCCAAUUUAAUUUCUCGGCCGAUGCAGUCACCGUUACGCAGGUCGUUGCAAACCUCGGCGCGUUAACUGGUGGAACAUUGUGCGGUUGGGCAAGUCAGAUCUUCGGACGACGAUUCUCCAUCAUUGUGAUCAGCAUUGUGGGCGGUGCCCUGCUUUACCCAUAUACUUUCGUCCACGGUUCCGAUCUAAACGCGGCGGCUUUCUUCGAGCAAUUCAUGGUCCAAGGUGCCUGGGGCGUCAUCCCCAUUCACUUGAUGGAGCUGUCGCCCGGCUCCAUUCGCACGUUCGCCGUUGGAACUGCUUACCAGCUGGGUAACCUGGUUUCGUCCGCCAGUUCGACAAUUGAGUCGACCAUUGGCGAGCGGUUCCCCUUGCCACCGGUGGAUGGGACUAAGCGCUAUGACUACGGCAAGGUUAUUUGCAUUUUCAUGGGCUGUGUUUAUGCUUACACAAUCCUGGUUACUCUUGCUGGGCCCGAGAACCUUGGCCGCAACUUUGAUGCUGAGCAUGACUCUGACUUGGCAGAAGUCGCGGGCAAUCAUUUCAAUGAUGUGGAAAAGGCGGUAGCGGCACAUGAGGAGAAGUAG